Aureobasidium musti is the source of this 621-nucleotide messenger RNA. Lineage: Eukaryota; Fungi; Ascomycota; Dothideomycetes; Dothideales; Saccotheciaceae. The record is from the annotation of a GenBank genome assembly.
AUGCCAGCCAUGAGCAGUAAUCGUCCCUUCUUCUCCAACUUCUGGGCCACUUUUCGUGCCCACUCUGCCGCCUUACCCAAGUCAAAUCCGUCCAUCUCGACUACUUCCUCAGCCGCUGCAGCAGUCAGUACUUCACACUCUCAAACCGUCUGGUCUUCGACUUCGACAACAAAUCCUUCUCAAUCUUCUCCUAAUGCCGCUUCGGCUCCUCGUGCUAUCAAUUCCAAGUCGGCUACUUCGAACCAACCCACCACUACUCCCGUGCAACCAACACCACUGCACCCAGCUUUAUCUCCUCUUCAGCACAAUGUUUCGCCGCUCACCCAUGGCCCGAGAUCUCCUCCUUCGCCCGGCUUGGGUGUGAACUCGGCUGGCAUGCCAGUAUAUGGCCCUCCAAAUCGUCCACCGCCCAGCUAUCCCACAGCCCCAGAAGCUCGACGCAACCGCAGGGGGUCUGACAGCAGCUCUGAAGGUGGUAUGGGGUAUAGAGACGUUCUUGGAGCUGAAAAGUGGUACAUUGGCGGCAGGACUGCUGCAGGCGAAGAAAGAUUCUACAAGCUCAGCAUGGUACGCCGUGACACGAGUGCUGAUCGCCUCAGCGCUGACAGGCUGAGCCUUUGA